This is a messenger RNA of Trichogramma pretiosum, 1816 nucleotides long. RefSeq names its product ran-binding protein 3 (gene RanBP3). The record is from RefSeq and is a predicted model, not a curated record. Gene Ontology annotation, biological process: protein export from nucleus. Lineage: Eukaryota; Metazoa; Arthropoda; Insecta; Hymenoptera; Trichogrammatidae. Gene Ontology annotation, molecular function: GTPase activator activity. The coding region runs from base 414 to 1622 and encodes 402 amino acids. The transcript is spliced from 5 exons. Gene Ontology annotation, cellular component: nuclear pore; cytoplasm.
GCGCACACAAACGCAACAACCCCACAGAAGUGCCAGCAUCGGUCUGAGAGUGCAGUGCAGCAGCACUGACAUAUACCGUACACAUAUAUACACACGCACACCUUUUGUGUUGUGUCUGUGCAUACAGACAUAUAUGCCAGCAGCACCACCGCGCGAAUACAAGCUUUUUCGCGCGUGUGUGCAUGCGUAUGUGCAGUGUUAAAAUCCGCCAGAGCAGCUAUAUAGCACGAUACACACAUAUAACACUUUGUAUUAAACAGUCAGCCAGUCAGCAAAAGCAGCAGCAGCAGCACUACUAUAGAAGCAGUAGCAGCAGUAGCAGCAGCAGCAGCAGCAGCAUUAGCACCAGGCAGCAGUAGCAGUAAUUCGCCGCGCGUAUCCGCACUGUUCUCGCAAGGAGCUAGCUCUAAAACAUGGCGGAUUGCAAGGGGAGCAGUGACGAGUCCGAGACAAACCAGACACCAAAAAUGAAAAUCGAUAGCCCCGAAGAAUCCAACGACAAUUCUAAUAAUGAUGAAAGUGAGAAGGUUUUGAGCGAUAAAGAUUCAGACAAUUCUUCAUCCUCUAAUAGUCUUUUCAGAGAAUCGAGAAAGAUAAAACCCCAAGUCACACUUUGGGCUCCGGAUCAUUUUUCUGUUUCAUCUUCUGAUUCGCCGUCUAAAUCAUCAUCUAUCAAAUUAAGGGGUUCUCUAUUGAGACCAUCCGCUCUUAGUGCAGUUGCCAAUAGUUCUACUUCUCCGCCAAAAAGCAGUGCUGAAACAACUAAAAUAAGUAAUCCUUUUGCAAAAGUUGAUAAAAAGUCAGAUGAUGAGUCAGAAGAUAAAGCUCAAAAGGUGUCCAAUGAAGACAAUAAAACAGGUGAAUCAGAAAAACCCAGUGCAGAAGAAAAAAACACAGAGCAGCCAAAAUUUUUGCCUUUGAAUAAUACGUCAAACAAAGACGCUGAACCUUCCACUGUGAGUAGUACGCUUGCUUCUGGCACAUCCGCUCCAAGUUUUGUUUUUGGCCAAAAUUUGAAAGAUCGUGUAGCAAAGACAGCAGAGGAAGAUAGUUCAGAGAAAAAAGAAGAAUCAGUGGAAGCUGCAAGUGAAAAUGGAUCAUCAGAAUUAAUGUUUUCAAAUGCAGCUACUGUGUGUAAAUCUACUAGUAACAAUGAUAAGCCGGACAAAACAUUGUCAGAAGCUGCUCAAGAAAUGGAAGAAGCUACCAGAGCUAAUAAAAGAAAGUAUGAUGAAGUUGCUUUACUGACUGGGGAGGAGGAUGAAAUAAAUGUGUUGCAAAUUAAUUGUAAAUUGUUUGCUUUUGACAAGGCAACAAGUAGUUAUCAAGAACGUGGUCGUGGUUCUUUGCGUUUAAAUGACCGCGACGAUGAAUCACGUCUGAUAGGUCGAGCAGCUGGUACACAACGUCUUGUUCUCAACACUAAAGUAUGGCCAGGAAUGACUGCUGAACGAGCAGGAUCUAAAUCUCUUCGCAUAACAGCAAUGGAUAUACAAGGUGACGUGCGCAUAUUUGUUGUACAAGCAGCCCAAAAAGAAAUUGAACAACUGCAUGCCUUACUUUUGAGUCGACUAAGACGUGCAAAAGAGCGUCAAACCAAAAAGCCAGCAACAGAAAACUAAAUAUGUGAUUGUGUGUGUAUCAAAUAACUCAAAAACUAUUUUAUGCUGUAGAGAUGUGUACUUUCUAGAGCAAUUUGGUGGUAUAGUGACAUUGUGAAUUAGCUUUGACUAUGCAAAAAUAGGGGUCAAUUACUUUCAAAAAGUGGCUAUUAAAAUUUUUGUUUGAUUAAAGCAGAAUGUGGUUGAAAGCAAUA